AUGAAAAACCUGACGGACAAGUUGCAACACCAGCGAUCGAGCAAAGAGGUCGUCACGGUGAAGGACGUAACGAUAAAAAACUAUGAUAUUAUCGUCAUGACGCAUGAAAACCUAACGGAGUCCACCGAGAGGGCAGCCGCCGCAUCAAAGGGGUCGGUCGAAGCCAUCGAAGCCCUCGACAAUCAGAUCAAGGUAUCGAUAGAAGAGAUGGGCAAGAGCGUGACUGAGAACUUAUGUCGGGCCUUAUCGGAGACGAUGAGGGAGGUGCUGACCAGCGUACUAAAAAGCCGUGACCAGCCGCAGGGACCGGUGCGAGGGGCGGCGGUAACAGCCAGUGCUGAGGAAUCCAGCAACCUCGUCGGCUUGACCACGCCAGCCGAGGACAAGACGGCGGAGCGGCAGCUGGUGGGAGUCGUCGCUGGCGGCGACCUCAACCCGACCGGGGCGGCUACAGGUGCGGCUAGAGACGAGAAAGAGGAGGAGGGCCUAGUGUUUAGCGGGCCGGGCCUGCUGCCAGCCCCGACGGCCUAG
Messenger RNA from Linum trigynum, 531 nucleotides. NCBI's taxonomy places the organism in Eukaryota, Viridiplantae, Streptophyta, Magnoliopsida, Malpighiales, Linaceae. The record is from the annotation of a GenBank genome assembly.